CUCACAUUUGAUCUUGAAUGGAAUCCUAUGUUUUGAAUAUAUCUGGGAGAUGUUCAGGAUCAGUGUUACAGAAUAAAACUUUUGUCCCGUUAAAUGGGCCUAUUUUAUCGAUUACAAAUAGUUCUCCAUAUAAACCUGUUAGCUUAGUACGUGUUGCAUGGGACAAACAAGGCUUAAAAUUUGUUUCAAGUGAUUGUCAAGGAAAUGUGCUUGUUUUUUCUAUCCAUAAAAAUAGGUUUUUCUUGGUGGAGCGUUUAAACAGCUGUAGCUCUUUUCUCACAUUCACAAAUGAUAAGAAUCAAGACAUUCUAGCUUGCUUAGCUGACUGCACUAUUGUUUCAUUAAGUUCAGAUGAUCGAAAAGUCAAGAAUAAUUUUUAUUAUCACACAUCUUCCGUAACCUACAUUUCAUUUGACAAAACAGGCAGAGUGGUUUUGUCUUGCUCAAAAGAUGAAGCUAUUUUGUGGGAUUUAAGUACUUUUACUGUUCUGAGGGUACUAACUUUGAAAAAGACUGUAAAUAUUGUCAAAGUUUUCUUCAUUCCGGACAAAGAUAUCAUUGUAUCCGCUUUUCAAGACAGUUCGGUAUUUUUUUGGGAUUACAAGAACUUCAACUGCAUUCAUCAGUUCAUUUGUGAUUUCGAAACGUCUCUCUUGAACUUAAAGUGCAUAGAUGCCUCAAGUGAUGGCCAACUUGUGGCUUGUGCUGGAAAAGCAAACUGGUUCUUGGUGUGGAAUGUGACAGAGAUGAUGCGUAAGUGCAACAUUCUUCUACCUGAACAUAUGUCAGUGAAGCAGAUAAAUUUCCUUGCAUCUCAGCCAGGUUCUAGUGAUCAGUAUGUUUUGUCCUUGCUUAACGCAAAGGGAGAAAUCCACAUUUAUAAUCUAAAAGAUAUGGAGCACCUUCAUAAGCAGACAUCCAAUGCGGGAAGAAUUACAUCUUAUGCAAGUUCUGGGAAACACUUCCAGUUGCUUGCAGUUACUUUACAAGGCAUUGUGGAACUCUAUGAUCUCUCUGAUAUUGUGUUGGAUGCUAAAAAGGCAUCUGUUCCAAAACAAGGAAAAGUUUACCAUAUGCAGAGCAAGAAAAGCAAAAGUCUACAAUUUAAUUUAAAGAAAACAAAAAGGGAUAUUUCUUUUGUGGACAAAACAAAAUUACAGUCCUUAUUGAAAAGUUUCAAUGAAUAUCCUGAAAAACAUAGGUUCUUUAUUUGGGCUCAACUGUUAGAAAUUCCUCACAAUGAAGAUGCCUUUAAUGUUAUACAUCAAGAAUCACUUAACAUUCCUUUCAGCAAAGAUUAUUCAUUUAUGAAUCCUGGUGUGAAGAAAACGUUUUUAAGAAUAAUGUCCAUGCUAUCUUGCUGGCAUCCUGUAAUUCAUGAGAUGGAUCAUUUUCAAUGUGUUGUUUUCCCAUUCAUAAAAGUAUUGCAUAAAAACACCAUCAUUUGCUUUGAAAUUUUAAUUACUUUAAUUAGUAACUGGUGUCAAAAUUGGUUUUUCUUCUGUCCAUUCCCACCCUAUAAUAUUUUUUGCAUUGUUGAAAAUAUAUUGAGUUUUCAUGACCUAAAGCUGAUGGUGCACUUUUCUCAAAAUGAUGUUUCUCCAAAGAUAUAUGCCUGGUCACUUCUGCAGACUUCAUUUUCUGAGGUCUUCAAUAAAGCACAGUGGCUAAUAUUUUGGGAUCAUGUAUUUUCCAAUGGUUUAGCAUUUCUUCUGUAUGCUGUCGUGGCUUAUAAUUUACUUAUGAAAGAUGUGUUGAUGCAGUGUAGUCGCUUAAAAGAGUUUAAGAAAUGUUAUUGCAUGCAUUCCAUUUCUGCUUUGGCUGUUGUCAAUAAAACAUAUGAAUUGCAAGAAAGUACUCCCACAAAUAUUGUCUCUGACAAAGUAAUUGGGUCAUUUGUACCAAUUCCCAAAGGAGCUUAUCCAUCUUUUAUCCAGAUGUCUCAAAUGAAUAUAAACUUGGAAACACACAUUAGAAAAAGCAUAAUUGAUCAAGAAAUUGACUAUCUGAAACGAAAGGAGGAUGUCCUUGAAAUUCGUAGCAAUUAUUUAAAAGAGAUGCAAAUGCUGCAGACUUUAAGAAGAAAGAUGUUUUUAGAAUGCAUUGAUGAUAAGGAUGAAGAAUCUUUGGAAACAUUAUCAAAAAAGCUGCAAAAAGUACAAAAUAUUAUACAAGAAAACCUUAUUGAUCAGGUGGAAAUGCUUAAAGAAAGAGUUGGUGAAGAUAUUUACUGUGGAAGCACUGGGGACUUGAAAAACAAUUUUUUUCGUUUUGAAGAUUACAUGGAUAAAAUGAAAAUCAAGACGUAAAAGAAAUUUGAACUUUGUUAAAUUAUUGUUAAUAAUCACUAAAAUCA
Messenger RNA from Uloborus diversus, 2356 nucleotides. RefSeq names its product TBC1 domain family member 31-like. Gene Ontology annotation, cellular component: centrosome. Gene Ontology annotation, molecular function: protein binding. Bases 18 to 2309 code for a protein of 763 amino acids. NCBI's taxonomy places the organism in Eukaryota, Metazoa, Arthropoda, Arachnida, Araneae, Uloboridae. The record is from RefSeq and is a predicted model, not a curated record. The transcript is spliced from 19 exons.